Messenger RNA from Salvia splendens (bonfire salvia), 1184 nucleotides. RefSeq lists its product as uncharacterized. The coding region runs from base 206 to 961 and encodes 251 amino acids. The transcript has 5 exons. NCBI's taxonomy places the organism in Eukaryota, Viridiplantae, Streptophyta, Magnoliopsida, Lamiales, Lamiaceae. The record is from RefSeq and is a predicted model, not a curated record.
AAUUUCAACGCCCACACAAACACACACACACACUCAUGUCACACCUCUGCUCCUCAUCUAUAUAAUUAUAUUUAUUCAUUAAUUAAUUCUUUAUAUAUAAAUACACACCUCGCCCUCGGAUUUCUUUGUCACCAGACUCACCACCAUUCCAUUAUUUCCCAAUUUCCAUCUCUCUCUCUCUCUCUAAACUAAAGGCUAAAGCAGCAUGGGUGGCGCCGACGAGGAGUGGGUCAAAGCCGCCUUGACAGACGACACGAUGGUGGUGGAGCUCCUGGUGCGCCUCCACGCCUCCGCGCCGUCGCCUCCGCCCCCGCCCGUCUUGGUGUGGACCGUCCGCCAGCGCCGGUCGAGGCCCGCCGCCACCAGGAAGCCAGCUCAGAGCCAGCGAGCUAGCCCUAGCACGCCGCUCUGCUGGACCGGCGGCGGCACAUCCCUCAGCGGUGGAUCUGGCGGAGCCGGCGGCGGCGGCUCCGAGGAGUCCAGCAGGCCACACACCCAGAAACUCUCCACCGACGUGAGAUCUAAGCUUAAUGGUGAUAGUGGCAAAUCCAUCUCAAAGAGGUCAAGAAAGAAGAAGACCUUAACGGAACUAAAAGACGAAGAGAACUCAUUGCUAAAGGAGAGAAGAAACUUGAAGAGAGAUAUUGCUGCAUUACGCAUUAAUUUGGAGGAACAAAUAGCUAAAAAUGAGAACUUGAAGAGAAUAAAGAUCGAGUUGCAACCCCUACUUGAUGCAGAAACGGUAUUUUCAACCAAGGAACCAGUUUCAGACAACCAGCUGCAUCCAGACGGUCCCGCCAUUACGCCACCACUAAUCUCAGACAAAGCCGUGGCACUACACUCAAAUGACUGCCCUACAUCACCUAUUAAAGAUGCCACAACUAGUCAUGCUUUUAUGCUUCCUGAUCUAAACAUGCCCUUCGAGGAUGCCUGCCCUGAUGUACUCUGCAGUGUCAGCUAAACCGGACAGUUAGGUUAUACUCCCCUACUAAGUCAGACGAAAAACAUAACGAGUGACACAUAUACUAAAUAAGGGCUAACCUUGCUUUAGGACAAAGUGUAAUGUAACUGUAUGAUAGUGCCAAUCAAACAAUACAUGUUUGACCAAAGUGUCUUGUUGUAGUUAGGAUCUAUUCUUUUUUUUGUUUACUUAUGGAUGAAGAGAAGUUCCGAGGUUAAGUUUA